AUGGGUCGACUUCUUCCAAUACACUUGUUAUUUAAAUUACCGUUAGGCCAAUUCACUUAUGCAGAACUUGAAGGUCCUACUGAUCUUAAAUGGGAUUCUCAUGGAGUAACAGUUGUUGGUAGUGAUACUCCUGGGACAUCAUCGAAUCAAUUAAAUAGUCCACGAGGUUUAUUUUUUGAUCAAAAAACACAAAUUUUAUAUAUUGCUGAUCGAGAUAAUCAUCGUGUACAACAACUAUUACCAAAUGGUCAAAUAAAAACAAUAGCUGGUGAUCCAAAUGGUAAUUCCGGAACUAGUAAUGAUCGAUUAAAUCAACCAUCAGCUAUUUAUGUUGAUGAAAAUCAAAAUUUAUUUAUUGCUGAUACGAAUAAUCAUCGUGUACAAAAAUGGGAAAAGGACUCAACAAGUGGUAGUACAGUUGCUGGUAAAACAGGAAAUCCCGGUUCAGAUCUACAUCAAUUACAUAGUCCUCAAGCAAUAUGGGUUGAUUCAGAAAAUAAUUUAUAUAUUGCAGAUUUAAGCAAUCAUCGUAUAGUCAAACGGUUAUCUCAAUCAUCAGUUGUAGUCAUAGCAGGAGGAAAUGGACAAGGUAAUUUACCAAAUCAAUUGAAUGAUCCUGUAGGAUUAUAUUUUGAUGAAUUGAAUAAUGAUUUAUAUAUUUCAAAUUAUCUUGGUCAUUCAAUAACAAAAUGGAAAAUAGGUGAACUACAAGGUACAUUUAUUGCUGGUAGAGUCGGUGAAAAUGGUACUAGUUCAAUAUUAUUAAAUCAUCCAUCAACCGUAGCAUUGGAUAAAAAUGGUAAUAUGUAUAUUGCUGAUACUUAUAAUCAUCGUAUUGAAUUAUUUUGUAAUGAUGGAUCUAAAGAAGGUAAAAGGAUUGCUGGCAUAACUGGUCAAAUUGGUAACAAUGAUGAACACUUGAAUUUUCCUCAUGAUUUGGCAUUAGAUAUAGAAAAAUAUACUUUAUAUGUUGCUGAUAGUGAAAACGAUCGAGUACAAAAAUUUACAUUUAUUUCAUCAUCAUCAAAAGGUAUACGAACAAUUAUAGAACAAAAAUGGUUAUUAUUAUUUAUAACAAUAAGUUUUAUUCGAUUUUAUUGA
Messenger RNA from Adineta steineri, 1101 nucleotides. The record is from the annotation of a GenBank genome assembly. Lineage: Eukaryota; Metazoa; Rotifera; Eurotatoria; Adinetida; Adinetidae.